UUAGAUUUAAAAAAAUAAAAUAAAAAAUGUUUGCGCUUAUGCUAAACAAUACGUAUUCGUAGCAUGCGCUUUGGCGUUGAAAAAUCAGUAACCCUCAUGAAAAUCGGUUCCGAAAUGAGCAAGUUACGACUUAAUUUCUAUGUCCAUGCAUUGCCUUCAAUGGGAACGAUUACCUUCACAACAUGGCUGCCACGAAGGCACGUCGGUUAACCGGGCUGCUAGCGCGCGCUGGCGUAUUUUGUCUUCAUAUCUAUGCUUGUCACUGACACUGCCUAGUCAAUCGUGGCGUCGUUGACGCGGGAGUGACUGUCAACACAGAAACAUGGCUGCCUCUUCGGCGAGCCGCAAGGCAACAAACGGAGGCAACGUACCCAAAGACAGCCCCGGCUGUCACGAAGAGCCCGUGUCGCAGACCCGAGAGAUAAUUAAACCCUCCAUACUGGAACUGACCAAAGAAGUCAGGACGAACAUUCUGUGCACCGUUGAAGGAUGUGGCAAGAUCCUCCCUAACACACCUGCAUUGAACAUGCAUCUUGUGAAGUCGCACAGAGUGAAGGACGGUAUUGUCAACCCCACAGUCAGAAAGGACAUGAAGGCGUCAAAAAAGCUUUACUGCUGUCCCAUUGAAGGCUGUCCUAGGGGACCUGGCAGACCCUUCUCUCAAUUUUCCCUGGUGAAACAACACUUUAUGAAGAUGCAUGCAGAGAAGAAACACAAGUGCUCCAAGUGCAACAAUGGCUACAGCACCGAGUGGGACCUCAAGAGGCACACAGAGGACUGUGGAAAGACCUACCAGUGUACGUGUGGUUGCCCCUAUGCCAGCCGGGCUGCACUACUGUCGCAUAUCUUGAGGACAGGACAUGAGAUUCCUACUGAGCACAGAAUUCCACCAGUAAAAAAGCGAAAGCUGGAGAAACUCGCCACUAAUUCUGAAAAGGUUAAGAUCAAUGACUCUGUGAUUAUUCCUUCUACUCGUGAGCUAAUAGAGGAUUCGUCAUCUUCUGACAUCAUCAUUCAAAGCCCAGACUCUGCCAGUCAGAUUUUCAGCGGCCACAAGAGCCUCCAGAAGCAGCUUUUACCAAAACCCAAUAUGGCAUUAGUCAGUGUGCCAGUAAUGCAGCUGGCCCACCUACCUGUUCUCCUUCCCUCCACAGAAAGCGGCAAUCUUAGGUCUGUGGUCCUGGCGGUCAACAGCCAAGGCUCUGUUAGCACCCUUCACCUUCUGCCACAGGCAUCAGGAGCUGUGGUACCACAGCUGGAUGCUAAGUGCUUAGGUUUCCAGGAUAGCAUGCCUACUUCUCGCUCCGGCCUUGGGCCCAUCAGCACAGGGGUGCAGGUUGGAUUUGACAAUUCGGUUACACAUGACUCAGGCAGCAUCUUGGGAGCACAACGAGGAAGGAGCACCUCUACCAACAUUCAGACUGACAAGUCCUAUCUGUCAAAAAUGCCUACAGGGGUUGCGGAGGGGAUCGGAUUGUGUUCUGUGGGAGAGUCCUCUGUGUCAUCCUGCUCCCAGACAGACAUCAGUGUGAGUGCCCAAGUCCUCCUGCCAGUUAGUGUUCAAACCCAGACAUUCCACACCCGUGUCAGAAGCACCUCCACUAUCGGGGCUCAGACAGACAACCAAUCCUUGAACCAAAGUAUUUGCCUCUCCUCUUCAUCUCCACCAUCAAGCAAAACCAGGCAGACGCAGACCUAUUUCACAAUCGCGCAAUCAAACGACAAGGCUCAGGAUCAGGUCAUCAUGUGCACUGACCUUUUCAGCAGCGAUGCCCUCAGUGUUUCCACCCAGACUGCUCUGCGUGUGGAUGAGCCUCUGGAAGCCACAGGAAGUAGUUUGUACGAUGCUGGAAAGGCAGCAGGAGGCAUGUGCUUUGGGGUUCAGACAGAUUUGCUGAGCUCCAAUAACGUGGCAGACAACCAAACCCAAACCAUGACCUUGUUAAAUGACCUGGAAAACAUUCUGUCUGAUAGCAUGUCAGGCCACCAAGUGCUAACCUCUGCCGCCGCAGGCUGCGGGUCGAACCUGGGUCCUGUUCAGGAGCAACACGGCACCAUUGACUUCGACUUUGAAGAGUUUCUCAGCGCCGUGCACAUUCAGACGCAGACAGAGGAAAACGAUCUGGAUGGCCUGAACAGUGACACACACCUGGAGUCUUUGGACAUUCAGACCCAGACCGAUUUCUUCCUCAUGGAUGAACUGGACGAAAGCGAGGAACCAAGUCGAACCCAAGCCAGUGACUUGGAGCUAUUCGAUACUCAGACUCAGACUGACCUUAACUUCCUUCUGAACGCUGGAAGCCACAUGCCACUGAGCAGCAUUCUGCGCCAUUCAAGCUUUUCUAUGAGCACAGAGUCCUCAGACACAGAAACACAGACAGACUUCCAUUCAUUUGCUCCGUGCAUCCCUGUUCAAACCCCCGUUGGUCAGGGGGAGCAGGCGAGGCUUUUAAGCAGCACAGAGACUCAGACCAGCCAGGCUGAAGGCUUCGGACACCUCUUCUUGACAAGCAACGAAACACAAACAGUCAUGGAUGACUUCUUGUCAGCUGACUUGCUGUGGAACAUGGAGUCCCAUUUCAGCUCAGUGGAAACGCAGACGUGCCAGGAGCUUUGUGCUCUCUUUCAGCAGCCCGAGAAACCCAACCGUUGAAGUUAUUCAUAAUGAAGCUGCCUAAUCUUUGUGACACGUUUCCUGUGUCUGCCUUUCUAUCAUAGGAAUGAGUGAAGGAUGUCCCCCAGUGGAGCAGCAGUGAAGGUGAAAGAAGUCUGUGAAGAUGUUUGAAUCAUUCCACUCGGGUUAUCUUGUCCAGUGCGUUUCCAGGUCAAUAUCCGACUGCUUUGUGCACUUUAUUAGCUCAAUGGGCAGGAUGUUUCAGCUCCUGACAGUUUACAUAUUUACUAGCACAUGUGACAUAAUGUGUCUUGUCUGAAAUGUAAGUUUUUAUUUCAGUGUUAUUUGGUGUUUCCAUCACACAGAUUAAAACCUAGCACAUCAGUUACAUCUGCAGUUAAUACAAAUGACUGAAUUUAGAGAAGCAUCGACUGCAUGGGGAAAAAUAAAACCUCAGCUGUACAGUUAACACAAGUUGCUUUACGUGUCUUUAAAAUGUGCAUGAGCCUUCAAUUUGUCAUUGCCAAAUAUAAAUUUUGAUCAUAAGCAGCCAAUUGCUGCUUAACCUAAAGGCUAGCAGACAAUUGCAGAGCCGUACGAGUUCUAAAUAAACAAGGAACUUGUCGUUUAGAAAACAAAAAAAUUACAGCAGUUGCACAAGAAAAAAAUGUCAGUUGUAGCACACCUUUUGAUUUGAAAGGGUAGUGUGAAUUGUGAUUGUGUCAUUUUUAUAGGAAACUCUUCAGACUAGGCUGUCUUUGUCUUAUUUAUUAGGUUGGUGUAAAUGUAUAUGCUGGCAGUGAUCCCAAGUCAUCACUUUGGAUCUUCUGCAUUUGCUUACUGCACAUAAACCCAGCUGAUUAACAUUAGCUGCUAUUUUGGCACAAACUUAAUGCAUGUGUUCUAUUUUAAGAAAUUAUCAAUUUAAUUUCUUUAAUCCUGCACUAAAACACUGUUGACGUCUAGUUUUUAAGGAAUCAAAACCUGAUUUUGUUUUGCUGCGUUGCAGCGCGUUACCUCAAUUUGAGUUAGCGCUAAUUGCUGAGGCAUACCAAGCAGCUAAUGCGCUACACAGGAAACAGUGAUUACCGGUAAAUGUAAUUAUCUAUUUUAACUUUUUGGUGCCUUAACCCAGUAUUUUUUGUUCUGUUACACUUCACCUAAAAUAAUUGAUGUUUUGGAAGAUAAACAAAAAAAGAUCAUGAUGAUAUUUGCAUGGGUAUAUAUUUUUUUAUGGUUGCAUGUUACGAGAAGUUUCUGUCAGAAGGCUUGUGCUGUGUCACAUCAAAAUGCAAUGUAACAUGUCACUGGAAACAAUUUGAUGCGUCCCUAUUUUCAUGGCUGCAGAUUGUUGUAGAAGCUAAUGUACAACUUGGUAAAUUUUCUUCACGACAUCUAAAGAUGUUGACAAAUAUAUGCUGUUUUCAUGACUCUUGGCAUAUUCAGUUAUGACAUUUAUUGAUAGUUUGUUUCUUACAGGAGCAAUAGAUGAAUUUUACAGAUAUUUUGCUUUAACCUCUGUGUGGUGUGUGGAUCUGUGUAACCCAUUUUCAUUCUCAAACUCGGACUCACUGGCCUUGGCUCAUUUCCUGUGAAGAACAUAUAUCAGAAUACAUUUUAAAAGUCAGCUACAGUACAUGUUUAUGCCUUUUUGUUCCCAAACAUCACAACAAAGCAUUACUUCCCUUAGUGGGUGAUCGCAUGUGUUUUCAUGGCACAAAAGGCUUUCCGUUUAGUAAAACUGUAGAAUUAUAUGUUGCCUUGAUUACAUGUUGCAGCUUAACUACAAAUGUUCCUAAUAAACUGCAAGAACAUUA
Molecule: messenger RNA, 4431 nt
Organism: Phyllopteryx taeniolatus (common seadragon)
Lineage: Eukaryota; Metazoa; Chordata; Actinopteri; Syngnathiformes; Syngnathidae
Gene: atmin
Product: ATM interactor
Exons: 4
Coding region: 323-2653 (776 amino acids)
Biological process (GO): regulation of transcription by RNA polymerase II
Cellular component (GO): nucleus
Molecular function (GO): transcription cis-regulatory region binding; DNA-binding transcription factor activity, RNA polymerase II-specific
Source: RefSeq, a predicted model, not a curated record